GUUGGUGCAAGAAAUGUAUGCAAAACGGUUGGACCAGUGGUAACGAACAAAUCGACAAACUGAUCCAAGAAACCCAACGCAAGGCUAGCGCGUGGUCCGACAACUAUUUAGAAUGGAUUAACUACGAUCAAUUUAGCAAGAUUAGAGAGAUCGGAGAAGGUGCGUUCAGCGUCGUUUACAAGGCCACUUGGUCGGACGGACGUCGAACAGAUGAUAAGGAAAAGCGAUGUUCUAGGACGGAACCUAUCACUGUAGCAUUAAAGUGCAUCAAGAAUUCCCAGAGCAUCACUCCGUACUACAUUCAAAAUCUUAAAACUUAUUACCGUCACUUCUCCACAGAAUGUCCGAAACGCAUUCUCAACUACCUCGAAUUCUACGGCAUCACUCAAAGCCCUUAUACCG
Molecule: messenger RNA, 402 nt
Organism: Acaulospora morrowiae
Lineage: Eukaryota; Fungi; Glomeromycota; Glomeromycetes; Diversisporales; Acaulosporaceae
Source: the annotation of a GenBank genome assembly